AGCGGUUUCUAAGUGCAGCAGCCGAAUGGGUGGCAGGAGAGGGAUUAUCAUUAAGUCACACAAAAACAGGCUACAUGUUAACCCCACACACCAGAGCAGAGGCGUAGCCUCCAUUACAAGGAAGUGUUUCUCUGCACUGAGCUUGAUUGACAGCUGCACAGAGCCUCUCUGAAAGCUACACAAAGUGAAAGAUACACAGACUGAAAACUGCACAGAACCUGAGGUCUUCUAUUCAUCACAGCACUGCAACGAUGCGAGGGUGGAAGUGGUCCCCCCAGCAGCCUUCAGUGAUGUCAUGUCUGCUUGGAAACGCCCACUUUCUCCUGUUGGGAGAUUGCAUUAUGUGAGCAAGAAUAAUGACACCAUCAUGACUUCAAGAUAUUCCUAUCACACCUCAUUGCUUAGGGGACCAUUACAACGAUCCAGACAUGCAAUACUAAAUGUGUUUGAACUAGAAAAGAUCCUAUAUACUGGGAAAACUAUACGAAACCAUGCGGAUGAGGUGUGGCCUGGGCUUUUUUUGGGAGACCAAGCGAUAGCAGCCAAUAGAGGUGAACUAAGCCUGAUGCGCAUCACUCACAUCCUGAACGCAACGCACAGUCGUUUCAGAGGAGGAGAGGAGUACUACAAAGGAAUGCACAUUUUGUACAUGGGUAUAGAUGCUCAAGACUCCCCCACAUUUGACAUGAGUGUGCAUUUCUAUCCGGCAGCAGAUUUUAUUCACCGGGCGCUAAGGGGAAGAGGCAAAAUCUUGGUCCAUUGUGCUGUGGGGGUGAGCAGAUCCGCAACGCUGGUGCUUGCCUAUCUCAUGAUAUACCAUAACAUGACUUUGGUUGAAGCCAUUAAUACAGUAAAGGAUCGGAGAGGGAUCAUCCCCAACCGUGGAUUUCUCCGUCAGUUGCUGGAGCUGGACAGCGCCUUAAGGGGAAAGCGCUAGUACAUUGCUAUCCGUGCAACCAAAUUUCAUUUGCUGUAAUAUAUAUUCCAGGCGAAUGCCUUUAUUGGGUACAUCAUGUUGUAUGAUUGGUAUUUCCUUACAUUUGGUGAGACGAUCUUUAAAAACUAGGAUUUUUCCAUUAUGUUUCCAUCUAUUAUAUGCAAAUGUUAUUUUUUACUUAUGGAUACAUCUAGACAAAAUUGUAAUACACUUAAAGGGGUACUCGGGAGGUAAAUUUUUUUGACUAUGUUGCAUCUUCUUUGUAAGUUUAGUUUUUUUGCAAUAUACAUGUGUUAUAUGUUUUGGCAGCAUGUGUGUGUUUUUCUUACCUGUUUGUUGGGCAGGAAGUUCUGUAGUUCAGA
Molecule: messenger RNA, 1299 nt
Organism: Hyla sarda
Lineage: Eukaryota; Metazoa; Chordata; Amphibia; Anura; Hylidae
Gene: DUSP26
Product: dual specificity phosphatase 26
Exons: 5
Coding region: 296-937 (213 amino acids)
Biological process (GO): protein dephosphorylation; negative regulation of MAPK cascade
Cellular component (GO): cytoplasm
Molecular function (GO): MAP kinase phosphatase activity; protein tyrosine/serine/threonine phosphatase activity
Source: RefSeq, a predicted model, not a curated record